UUUUUUUUUUCUUCUCCCUUUCCUUUCCUUUAUUUUAUCAUGGCUGGUCCUGACGUCAAAGCUGCUACAGUAGAUCCUAAAGCUGUAUCCUCUUCAGAUGCUUCUAAUGAUAUUAGUCCUAGUUCUUCAAAAGACAUUACUCCUUCAUCAGCAUCUAGCGAUCCCAAAACAACUCCAACUGAUCCGAAAACAACUAGUCAAGACUCAACUCCUAAACCAACUCCAGACCCGACUAGCUCUGAUAAACCUUCUGUUAUUUCAUCUUCUAUAGAUUCUGUUAUUUCUUCCAUUCAUUCUAGUCAACCUAUUACUUCUUCUUCUUCUACUCACUCUGUCAUCACUACUUCCAGUACAGUUUCGUCUAUGACUUCCUCACUAUCUUCAACUAGUACCAAUAUGACAUCAUCAAGUAUUUCACCCACAUCCACCUCAUCCAACAACAACAAGAACAAUGACAAUACAGCUCUUAUUGGUGGCAUCGUAGGAGGUAUUGUUGGCGCAAUUGCUCUGAUUGGUGUUAUUUUUAUGUUAGUGAAACGACAACGACGUAGAGCUAGAAGAAAAAACAACAAUAUGGAUGAUAUUUUCAAUUCUGAUAAUAAGCGUGGAUUUGCUCCUAUGGAUGAUUACAACACGGAUCAUAGUACUCGCGAUUUACCACAACAACAACAACAACAGGAACCUCCUAUCUCACCUUUUCAACAACCUAUCAUGUCGCCUAUACAACAAUCAGCUUAUGGUGCUCGUUCUGUCCCUAUGCAGCCUUAUGCACCUCAAUUAAAUGAUAUGACUUUCCAUGAUGUUACCUCUCCAGUUAUGAAUUACAGUGAUAUUGGUAUGACAACUGUAGCAACCGAUCCAUAUCAUCACCAUGACAAAUAUCAAAUACCAGUAGAUCAUGAUCAUCAAUAUAAUACGUAUGGAGGGGAUCAACAAGGUCAAUAUUAUUCAAAUGAUGCUUAUUACAACAAUCAUCAAGCUGGUGAAGUCUAUUAUGAUCAACAUGGACAACCAUAUCAUUAUGAUCAACAACAGCAACAACAACAACAACAACAAUAUGAUCAACAGUAUGGUCAACAAUAUGAUCAACAUUACGAUCAACAUUACGAUCAACAUUACGAUCAACAUUAUGAUCAACAACAGCAAACUUAUUAUCAGGACCAAUUACCCGUUACAUCUGACACUCAAUCUCAAAGUCCUCAUACACAUUCACCUACACCAACCGCUGUUCAAUCAUCUUCACCUCCCAUGACAACAAAUGGUCAAUCUCAUUGAAUAAAUAAAUAAUAGCUUAGAUACAAAUAUCCUUUUUUGUUUUAUAGAUAUAUAUGUAUUUUAGCAUAUCUCAAUAUACACACACACAUACACACUUACAUAUUUAUACUAUAGUUUUUAUUUCCCUUUUUAUUUUAUUUUAUUGUAUACUUUAUUGAAUAAAGAAACCAUAUAUGAAUAAAUAAG
Messenger RNA from Halteromyces radiatus, 1461 nucleotides. RefSeq lists its product as uncharacterized. The transcript has a single exon. Lineage: Eukaryota; Fungi; Mucoromycota; Mucoromycetes; Mucorales; Cunninghamellaceae. Bases 40 to 1275 code for a protein of 411 amino acids. The record is from RefSeq and is a predicted model, not a curated record.